Chrysoperla carnea is the source of this 810-nucleotide messenger RNA. RefSeq names its product apolipoprotein D-like. Gene Ontology annotation, molecular function: pigment binding. The transcript is spliced from 4 exons. The record is from RefSeq and is a predicted model, not a curated record. Lineage: Eukaryota; Metazoa; Arthropoda; Insecta; Neuroptera; Chrysopidae. Bases 1 to 810 code for a protein of 269 amino acids.
AUGUAUUUCAAAUUAAUUGUAAUUCUAGGAGUAAUUACUCCAAAUAUAAUUGCACAAGUACCAAAUUUAGGAUUCUGUCCUGGCUACAUACCAAUGGCCGAUUUUAACAUGAAUCGAUUUUUGGGUAAAUGGUAUGAAUCCGAACGGUAUUUUACAUUCAGUGAAGUGGGUUCCCGAUGUGUUACCACCAAUUAUGCAAAAGGUCCAAAUGGUAAAAUCUUUGUGUCGAAUAAAAUUACAAAUCGUAUAACUGGUGUGAAACGUAUUAUCGAUGGUGAAAUUAAUGAAAUUGCAAAGGGUGGUGAAGGACGUAUUACCGUUAAAUAUAAUACGUUGCCAGUAUCGUAUGAUACGUCUUACGUUAUCUUGGAUACUGAUUAUGAUAGUUUUGCUGUUUUAUGGGCUUGCAGUGGAAUUGGACCAAUUCAUACACAAAAUGCAUGGGUAAUGACACGUGAAAGAUUACCAGCCGGUACAGUUUUACAAAAAGCAUAUGGAGUAUUAGAUAAAUAUAAGAUCAGUCGUGCAUUCUUCGUGAAAACCGAUCAAGAAAGUUGUGCUUUAACAGCCGAUGAUUUCGGAACUCCUGGAUUUGCUCCUGAUGAAGUAGAUGAAAAUGAUGGUGCAGUGAAAUCUCAAGGAUUGGAAAAAUCUGCUGUUUCUGUACCUGAACAUAUUUUAAAAUCAUCAGAGCUCGAAAAAAUUGAAGCACCUCAACAAAUCAAAGAACUACCUCAAGAAUCAACAGUAUUAAACACUAAGCCCGAAAGUCAACCGGAAAAAUUGAUUGAGAAAAUUCAAUCUGCGUAA